Molecule: messenger RNA, 2244 nt
Organism: Zychaea mexicana
Lineage: Eukaryota; Fungi; Mucoromycota; Mucoromycetes; Mucorales; Lichtheimiaceae
Exons: 13
Coding region: 24-2201 (725 amino acids)
Molecular function (GO): acyltransferase activity, transferring groups other than amino-acyl groups
Source: RefSeq, a predicted model, not a curated record
CUUCCAACCAAAUUGGGAAGCAUAUGAAGUUUCCGUACAAGCUUGACGAUUUAACAUGGAUCGACAAUGACCAUUCACGCAACGAAGAAAACGUAUAUUGCUACUGUGGUGGUCCAUACACAGAGGAUAAGCCAAUGGCUCAUUGUGAUUCUUGUCGACAGCUUUUUCAUUCAGCUUGUAUAACUUGCUUGCCGAGGCCACUAUUAUAUGGCGAUAACUUUCUCACGUUUCGCUGCAGCGUAUGCACACAAGACGCGGAAGAACAUCAUCGUCAUAAUAUGAGCUGGGUGGCUGUCGUGCAUUUGGUGAUAUACAAUUUGAUGGUACGACAGGAUCUACGCGACCAGAACAAACCCGAUGACCAAAAAGGCCUGAAAUAUUUUCGGUGGAAGGAUGAUAUAUGUGCGUUCAUCGAUGAUUAUUGGGAUUAUCUUGUCCCGGGAAAGAAAAGAUCCGUAACUUGGAACAAUACGAUCGCUAGUGUAUUAUCAACGCAUGGCACAGUUUUUAAAUCUGGAUACGAGAUUUUUCAUCAAAGUGCUUGGUGGUCGUUACAUGAACAAGUGCCUCCGAAUAAAGAUAAACCUCGAACAACCAAAGUAAAAGCUCCGGGAAAACCAACUCAAAAGCGGGCACGGCCAGAUGGCGAAAAUAAAAAACAAGCCAAUAAACCGAAAAAGAUCAAGGUUGAGAGUAGAGAAGAACAUGUGGAGCCAUCACCAAAGCCAUUAAAAAAAGGGCAACGGAAAGAACAGAAACCGGUUCAUGAUGCUGAAGUGCCAUCUAGAGAGGAUGAUGAGAUGUUCAAUAUGAGCUCACUGUCGGAACUGUCAUCGGACGAGGAGAUGGCUCCUGCAAAUGAUCAUACGGAUGUUCCAAAGAGGAUCACAAAAUCACCACGAAAAGUCGAAACUGCAUUAGUAUCGGUACCUGCUUCUACAUCCGCACCUGUGGGCGAGCCAGAACAAAAGCAAGAAAUUAUGCCAACACAUAUCCCCUCAAUGGAUGAACCUGAAAGCCCAUAUGCUACAGUACCACACCACAACGUAGAGCAGCACUUUACCACCACAGCAGUUACAAUCAACCCUCCUAACUCUGCACUCGCCGCUAGUGCUACGGCUACGGCUUCUGCUGUUGCCGAAUCAAAACGUUCUGACAAAGUGGAUAAGUCUCAAGAUAUAACGGUUCAGGGAACAUCAACACCAACAACAACCGAUGCACCACCCAAACCUGCUCGAAGCGCGUUUUUGUCGCAACAAGAAGAAUGGCAACUACUCCAAAAACUUAACAAUGCUAGUAAACGAUUACCACCAGCCGCACUACGCUACCAACGAAAACUUACAGUUCGAAGGCUGAAGCGCAAUUUAGGUCUUAAGCUAUUUGACUUGGACGCACAUGUUACACGACAAAUACGAUCACGAUCAGAACUUGUACCAAUAUCCAAACAGCUUUCCGGAGAGAAGGGUGCUGCGGAUCAUACACAAAAAGAAAACGAGGAAACGUUGCAAUUAUCCAAAGAAUUUGAGAAAAUCACGCAUACCACAUACAAUUGCUCGUUUGCUCGUCGACUUUAUGGAUCGAUUCGUCAAGAAAGCGCGGUGACAAGGGAGGAACCAUGGCUGUCGUCUUGGAACGGACGCAAGUUGCGACCCUUUAUUCGAAGGGACUUCCAAAGCAGGCCGCCCAUGAUGCGAAUUUUGCAUGAAAUUGAGGCAUGUGCGGGAAAACCAAUGCGACGGCCACUCUCUUCGCAGCGCAGCAAGGACUACACGGCGAGCAUUGACUAUGUCUAUUUUCAGCCACAACAUUUGGAUCAAGCCAACGCUAUGCUUCGACGCAGUUUUUGGGAAGGGAUCGAUGUUUCUGAAUCGUUAUUGUUUCCAGAAUUCAGCAUUGUUGCUUUGUACAAGCAAGCGGUGAUUGGAUGUGCAUUCAUGACACCGGAAGCAUACAUCACAUACUUUGCAGUAUCACCAGGAUGGGACGGUGCAGGAAUUGGCCAAUUCAUGCUUUAUCACUUAUUCCAGACUGCCAUCAGUAAGGAUAUUACGCUUCACGUGUCGGCCAACAACAGUGCCAUGAUAUUAUACCAAAAAUUUGGCUUUAAGCCAGAGGAGUUUAUUGUGGAUUUCUACGACAAAUAUCUUUCCUCCGAUAGUGUAUAUAGUAAAAAUGCAUUUUUCUUACGGCUGCGUCGAUAAAGAACCUCAAUACAAUGAUAAUGUAGUUGUAGCAGUAUUAGGU